Messenger RNA from Galendromus occidentalis (western predatory mite), 1642 nucleotides. Its product is annotated as mitochondrial glutamate carrier 1. NCBI's taxonomy places the organism in Eukaryota, Metazoa, Arthropoda, Arachnida, Mesostigmata, Phytoseiidae. Gene Ontology annotation, molecular function: L-aspartate transmembrane transporter activity; L-glutamate transmembrane transporter activity. The coding region runs from base 228 to 1145 and encodes 305 amino acids. The transcript has 6 exons. Gene Ontology annotation, biological process: malate-aspartate shuttle; L-glutamate transmembrane transport; aspartate transmembrane transport. The record is from RefSeq and is a predicted model, not a curated record.
GCUGCUGCGGUGGAUAACAGACGAAAACGACGUCUUUCCCCCGUCAACGUAGUGGGUUCUCAAAAUAAUCGAUACAUCUGUCUACCCGCUUUCUCUUUUUUUCCUGUACAACUGCGGCCGCUGAGAGGCAGUUUCCCAUUCUCAUGAUGAAUAUUGUUGGUGUUGUGAGUUCCUGAGUGCGCUCCCCUGAAUACGUUCAUUUUCGUCUGUUCGAAACGGCCAAAUAAAUGACUAGUCUUCAAGAAAAGCCGCAGAACUUUUCGUUACUGCCAAAGAUAGUGAAUGGGGGUAUAGCUGGAAUAAUUGGAGUGACCUGUGUGUUCCCGAUCGAUCUCGUCAAGACCCGUCUCCAAAACCAGAAGAUCGGUCCCAAUGGAGAAGCGCAGUAUAGAUCGAUGUUGGACUGUUUCCGGAAAACGUUCGCUCGCGAAGGAUAUUUCGGGAUGUAUAGAGGGUCUGCGGUGAACAUUCUGCUGAUCACUCCGGAGAAAGCCAUCAAACUGACGGCGAACGACUUUUUUCGACAUCAUCUCACGAACCCGAAAACGAAUAAACUUUCGUUAACGAACGAAAUGCUUGCCGGAGGGGGCGCAGGUUUCUGCCAGAUCGUCAUCACGACGCCCAUGGAGCUGCUCAAAAUUCAAUUGCAGGAUGCAGGGAGACUCGCGUCAGGGAACAAAACGCCGAAGCUUUCGGCCACGAAAAUCGCGAUGGAUCUGAUCAAAGCCAAGGGUAUCGCCGGCCUGUACAAGGGAACGGGAGCGACGAUGCUGCGCGACGUUACCUUCUCAAUGAUCUACUUCCCGUUAUUUGCCAAUUUGAAUCAGUUAGGACCCAAACGAGAUGACGGAACAACAGUUUUUUGGGCGAGCUUCAUAGCAGGAUGCGCAGCCGGCUCGACGGCAGCGUUCUCCGUGAAUCCGUUCGACGUAGUGAAAACGAGGCUCCAGCUUCUGACCAAAGGAACCGGCGAGGAGAGUUACAAUGGCGUCGCGGACGCUGUUGCGAAAAUCAUCAGAAACGAGGGACCGAGAGCAUUUUUCAAAGGAGCUGGGUGCCGUAUGAUCGUCAUUGCCCCACUUUUCGGUAUUGCUCAGACUGUAUACUAUUUGGGAGUUGCAGAAAAGCUCUUAGGCUUGAAAUGAACGAAAUCCAGCCAGUUCAUCAAUCGAGAUCUCAGCCCCAUCAACAUGUUCGACAUCCGCCUAUCAUAGCAACAAUGAAGGCCAGUAGUAUUGCCAGAAGAGCACACACCCGACCAGAGCAGCAGGACCUUCCUGCUUCCGGCAGCGAGGUCCUGUGUUAGAAUCUGUCCAUUCCCCAUGAGAUAUUCGAGGAAGAUGUCGCGUGGGAGUCUUCGACACCUUCAGAAAACUUCAACGCAUAUCGACCACUUGGCGUUCAUGGAAACGUCGUCCGAAUGUUGUGAUCCCGUCCCGUGUUUUGAUUUAAGGGAUACGUCUUUCAAUAGAUCAUAACUUUCCCGAAGUGGAACUGCCAGCCACGUUUAGAUGUCACAAAUAUUUUUCGUCUGUUUACCAGCCUCUCGCAGAAAAGAGGACUUUCCCAGACCUAGUCAUCGUUUAGGAAACAAUAGGAACCCAAAUUGUGAUCCUAUGAGAUUCAAUAAAUGACCGAUGUA